Messenger RNA from Cavia porcellus (domestic guinea pig), 1870 nucleotides. RefSeq names its product 3-oxoacyl-ACP synthase, mitochondrial (gene Oxsm). Gene Ontology annotation, cellular component: mitochondrion. Gene Ontology annotation, molecular function: 3-oxoacyl-[acyl-carrier-protein] synthase activity. NCBI's taxonomy places the organism in Eukaryota, Metazoa, Chordata, Mammalia, Rodentia, Caviidae. The record is from RefSeq and is a predicted model, not a curated record. Gene Ontology annotation, biological process: fatty acid biosynthetic process. Bases 122 to 1504 code for a protein of 460 amino acids. The transcript is spliced from 3 exons.
ACGUACGUUCGUACGUUCCGUGUUUGCGCGCGUGCGCCCUGCCUUCAAUGCUGGGGACUGGUUGCUUGGCUGGGGUAGUACUUGUUACAGGAAUGUGUGUGUGAUCAUCCGAAAUCUCAGCAUGUCAAACUGCUUAGGAAAUUUCCUGAAAGUUGCAAGCACUCAUCUUCUACAUUCAAGGUUGUGCCAGCAGUUAAUAAGAAAUAAAAGGAGGUUUUUUGGAACUGCGCCAACAUCCAGAUUGCAUAGGCGGGUUGUCAUUACAGGGAUUGGCUUCGUCACUCCUCUUGGUGUUGGAACUCAGAUAGUAUGGGAUCGUCUUCUCCAGGGAGAGAGUGGAAUUGUUUCACUGGUUGGUGAAGAGUAUAAAAAUAUCCCUUGCAGUGUUGCUGCUUAUGUGCCAAGAGGUUUUGAUGAAGGUCAGUUCAAUGAGCAAAACUUUGUGUCCAAGUCAGAUGUCAAAUCCAUGUCUUCUCCCACCAUCAUGGCCAUUGGGGCAGCAGAAUUAGCCCUGAAAGAUUCUGGCUGGCAUCCUCAGACAGAAGGUGAUCAAGUGACUACGGGUGUUGCAAUCGGGAUGGGAAUGAUUCCUCUUGAAAUUGUUUCUGAAACUGCUUUGAUGUUUCAGACAAAAGGGUACAAUAAAGUCAGUCCAUUUUUUGUCCCUAAAAUCCUGACUAAUAUGGCAGCAGGCCAGGUCAGUAUUCGACACAAAUUCAAGGGCCCUAAUCAUGCUGUAUCCACGGCCUGUACCACAGGAGCUCAUGCUGUGGGAGACUCUUUCAGAUUUAUAGCCCAUGGAGAUGCUGAUGUGAUGGUGGCUGGAGGUACAGAUUCUUGCAUUAGUCCUUUAUCGCUUGCUGGGUUUUCCAGAGCCCGAGCUCUGAGCACAAACCCAGAUCCUAAGGUGGCAUGUCGACCGUUUCAUCCAAAGAGAGAUGGUUUUGUAAUGGGAGAAGGUGCAGCUGUGCUGGUGCUGGAAGAAUAUGAACAUGCUGUUAAAAGAAGGGCCCGGAUCUAUGCAGAAGUUCUGGGCUAUGGACUCUCGGGUGACGCUGGUCACAUAACUGCCCCUGAUUCUGAAGGAGAAGGUGCCUUAAGAUGUAUGGCUGCUGCUCUGAGAGACGCGGGCGUCCAACCUGAAGAGAUAUCCUAUGUCAAUGCACAUGCUACUUCUACACCAUUGGGAGACGCUGCAGAAAACAAAGCUAUCAAGCAUCUCUUCAAAGACUACGCUUACACCCUUGCAGUUUCCUCAACAAAGGGAGCCACAGGACACCUGCUGGGUGCUGCAGGCGUGGUCGAAGCAGCUUUCACUGCACUAGCUUGUUAUUAUCAAAAACUGCCACCUACUUUAAACCUAGAUUGUACAGAACCAGAAUUUGAUCUCAAUUAUGUUCCACUAAAGGCACAAGAAUGGAAAACUGAUAAAAGGUGUAUUGGACUCACCAAUUCCUUUGGUUUUGGUGGUACAAAUGCAACACUUUGUAUUGCUGGCAUGUAGGACAAGUUGUGUAUAAUACUGGCUUUUAACUUGUAAUUAUAGAAAUUAUAUAUAAAUAUAUAUAGUUACAUUAACAUUACUGAAAUACCUUUUAUCUAUAUUAAGGUUUCUCAAUCUUGGGACUCUUGGUAUUGCCAUGAGAUAGUUCCUUGUUGGAUAAAGGAGGGCUAUCUUGUGCAUUGUAAGAUGUGUAACAACAUCUUGGUCUCGUCCUACUAGGUUGCAGUAACCGCUCCUUCCCUAAUCAUGACAACUAGAACUAUCUAUAAAUAUUUCCACAUGUUUUCUGGAAGACAAAAUAGCCCACCCAUGAGAACUGUUGAUCUGUUAUCCUAAUAAACUCCCCAAGUUCUUGGUUUCCUAAAA